AUAUAAACAUCUUUCCCCUCACAUUCACCCUUUUCAAAACACACCUGUCUUCGUCUCGUCACCCACAAAUUUUAUAUUCAUUGUUCUCUUACUUUCAAUAAAGCAAGUCCUCGUGGUUCAUCUGUUGCCGUGAUGUCGUACUCACGGAGGUCAAGAUAUUCUCCUUCGCCUUCUCCUUUACCAUAUAAGCGAUAUGGUAGGUCUGUGUCCAGGUCCCUCUCAAGGUCCAUGUCCAGAAGCCGUUCAAGGAGUGUAUCAAGGGAUGCAGAAAAUCCAGGAAACAAUCUGUAUGUGACAGGAUUGUCUCCUAGGAUCACCAAGAGGGAACUGGAAAAGCAUUUUGCUGCCGAGGGGAAAGUGAUAGAUGUACAUUUGGUGGUUGAUCCUUGGACAAGGGAAUCCCGUGGGUUUGGUUUUGUGACAAUGGAGAGUGUUGAGGAGGCCGAUCGAUGUGUAAAGUAUUUGAAUCGCUCUGUACUUGAAGGGCGUGUUAUUACAGUUGAGAAGGCCAGAAGGCGACGUGGUCGAACCCCAACGCCAGGGAAGUAUCUAGGGUUGAGAACUGUUCGUGGGAGACGCCGUUCUCCAAGUUACUCUCCUCGUCGUUCCCCUAGCUAUUCUCCUUACAGAAGAAGCUACAGUCGGUCUCCCUAUUCUUCAGACCGAAGUAGGAGUCGUUCUUACUCUCCUGACUAUGGGCGGAGGCGAUCCUAUUCUCCAUAUUACUCACAAAGAAGGAGGUCUUACUCUCCAUACUACAGCCGGUACAGGUCUUAUGUGCGAUAUGAUCAUUAUCGACACAGGUCAUAUUCUCGCUCUCGUUCUCCUUAUAGCAGGUCUCCUGUCAGCAUGCGUGACAGAUCAUACUCUCCCUAUGACUGGCCGGAUGGUCGCUCCUACAGAAGGAACCGUUACAGGUCUGUUUCACGAAGUACCUCACCCAAUGAUCGCUAUUAUGGAAGGCAUCGUUACAGGUCUGUUUCUCACAGUGCCUCACCUAAGCCAAGGAGAAGGUCAAGGAGGAGCUACUCACGGAGUGCCACUCCCGUUUCGAAGAGGAGAGAUUCUCCAAGUGUGUCUCCCAGGCCAAGGAGGAGUCCUUCAAGAAGCUCCAAGAGAAGUGCCAAAUAUUCGAAAGAUCGGUCAAGGUCCUCCAGUGUGGUUGCAAGUUCAAGAUCAGUAUCCAGGUCUAAUACUCCAAGAUCUUCCUCUCCUUCAACUUGAAAUUUGAUGCUCCCAAUCAACUUAACACCUUAGGCUUAUUGUAGUAGAUAAUGUAUUAGUGUGGUGACAUAUGUAUGCAGUAGUUCUAGGUGAAGUUUUCGUUCGGUUCCGUUAAUGACUUUGUCUAAAAACCAUACGACCCUAUUCCUAGUAGUACGGGAUUGAAAUAUUAUGUUAUUGUCAGUAUAGAUCACAUCUAAUUUCAACCUUGGUUUGGUUUGAUUUUUA
Molecule: messenger RNA, 1452 nt
Organism: Vigna angularis (adzuki bean)
Lineage: Eukaryota; Viridiplantae; Streptophyta; Magnoliopsida; Fabales; Fabaceae
Product: serine/arginine-rich splicing factor SR45a
Exons: 7
Coding region: 133-1224 (363 amino acids)
Biological process (GO): positive regulation of mRNA splicing, via spliceosome
Cellular component (GO): spliceosomal complex
Molecular function (GO): RNA binding
Source: RefSeq, a predicted model, not a curated record